Molecule: messenger RNA, 3490 nt
Organism: Spodoptera exigua (beet armyworm)
Lineage: Eukaryota; Metazoa; Arthropoda; Insecta; Lepidoptera; Noctuidae
Source: the annotation of a GenBank genome assembly
AAGCUGUAUGUCUGUCUAAUUGUCUAUUCUGUCACUUUUAUUUACCAUGUCAUGAAAUUAUUGGGUGGAUUUACAGGAUUUAAUAAGUCUAAGUCAAUGUUAAUUCCUUCGCAAAUAUAAUUAACUGUUACUGUUUUAUAAGACAAAGAUGGUAUGGAGGACAACUCUACAACUUGUAAAAAGCCAACAUGGCAAAACUGUGUUCACUGUCCUCGACUUCUUUUCACUUCUGCCACGGAAUUUGAAAGGCAUAUACAAGAUAAGCACAGCAUUAAAGAGGGAUCUAUUAUAUUGUGUCAGUAUGGCCAAAAUGGUAUGUGUUCCUCUCUGCAGUUCGGUGAUUUGCGGAAAGCAGGAUUUAAGUACCACGUAAGGGAAUACCAUUUGUACAUAAAGGACUCUAAUGACGACUGGACCUUCUAUUCUUCCUCACAAAAUCUUCCAGCAGUAUUAAAUGAUCCAAAUAGAGGUAAACAAAGUAAUUUUUUUACUAAAACAUGGGGCGAUAGUUUCGUUGAAAAGGUUGAUAUAUACCCUAGUCCAUAUCUACCUGAAAUUACUUUAGCACACUUUGAAUCAUAUUGCAAAAGAGUUGCUAAAAAAUAUAGACGUCAUUGCAGACUGAAAGAAAAUGUUCCCGUAAAAAAUAAAACACCUGUGGUUGAAAAUGUUUGUGAGGUGCCUAAUAUAUUCUAUGAACAAUCACUACCAUUAAAUAAUCCAGAAGUAUUUAGCCAAGUAUUUCCUAGUCUAUGUGGUUCUGAAGAACCUAGCAUUGCAAUUAGAUCUCUUCAGGAAACACUAAGUACAUACCUAGAUGUUAUUGAAAUGAAAAUCUCUAAGCAAGUAGCUCAAAAGUCUGAUGCAUUUUUUCAUGCAAUGUUAUCUCAUGACACAAUAAUGGAGCAGAUGGCAAGAGCUGUGAAUACUGUGAGAAAAACAAGACAAAACAUAACCCAUGUUAAGGGCAAUUUAACAGAAUGUCCUCUGAAAUUAGCAAGUUUGACAAGAAUAAAUCAUAACUUGAACAAUGUCCAUGACCUUUUAAAGUUGAUGGGAACUGUACAGCAAACUCAACCAAUGAUACAGCUUCUCUUGAGCACCUCAGAUUAUGUAGCAGCCUUAGACUUGAUCAGUUCCACCCAAAAGGUGUUAUCAACACGCCUGUCAGGAAUACAAGCAUUUCGUCAUUUAUCUCCACAACUGACUGAAAUGAAAAGAUUAAUACAUAAAAUGUUAAGCAAUGAGUUUUUAAGAUUCAUUGUAACAGACUUAAAUAGACAUCCAAAGGAUGACACAGAAAUACCAGAAAGAGAAAAAGUUGUAUCAAUAGUUUCUGGAAUCCUUCGCCUAAAGGAAUUAGAUUUCAUAGAUACUUUUAAAAUAGAAGCAAUGACGUCUAUUCAAGCUACUAUCAAACAAUCUGUUAUAGAAAUCAUUUCUGAAAGAGAUGGAAAUACAGAAAUUGUUUUAAGGGGAUCUAAUGCAGACAACAUGUGGCUGUUGUGUAAUGAAGGUAUAACAUUUCUGGAAAAAGUUACUCCAAAUUUAAUAAUUUUAUUCAAAAGAAUAUUGGCCUUACACCACUUGAUAUUGGAAAUUACUCAAAUGGAUGAUGUUACUGGAAAUGAUAGUGAAGAUGUGUGGUCACCUGAGGAACUAGGUGUGGUGGAAGAAAAGUUAAAAAAAAUGAUAGGAUCCCUCUCUGAUUAUUGCAAUGAAAGAUGUGCUAAUCUAAUAGUAACCAAAACUGACAAAGAUUAUGUUUUUUCUGAUAUGUCUCAGUUAUCAACCUUAUCUAAACUCAUUGAAAGCUUUUGUGAUCAAUGUGAAGAAAUUACUGGACAUUCUAGUAAUGCAAUGAAGCUAGCUCUAAGAAGCUAUGCUAUGAAGUAUAUACAAUGUUUACAUGCUGAAAGAAGAACUCAACUGACUAAUGCUCUAAAUACAGAGAGAUGGAAAGCUGCAGAUGUACCUAGUGAGUUACAGAGUGCAAUAAAUAUUAUUCAUGAAUCAGGAGAAAUACCAAGUACUGUACAGUAUGACAGUGGCAAACCUGAUGGAAAAUAUUUGUUAAUUAAUAAGGAAAGUUAUGCUGUUGUAGCAACAGUACAACUAUUGAUAAAAAUAUUACUGGAAUAUUGUGAUGCAACUAAACAAUCUCCUGUCAUUGUUCAGUAUUUGGUUCACUGCAUGUUAGAAUUGAUCCGGUUAUUCAAUUCUCGGUGCUGCCAAUUAGUUUUAGGUGCUGGAGCAAUACAAAGUGCUGGUCUAAAAACUAUCUCUACAUCCAAUCUUGCUUUGGUUUCUAGAUCCCUACAGGUUGUCAUGUGGUUUUUACCCAAAAUAAGAGGGUUGCUAGAGAAACAGCACUCUAAAGAUAUAUCACUUAAUGGUUUUAGUAAUAUAGAGAGUGAUAUAGUCAGCCAUAAGCAAGAAAUAGAAAAUAAGAUUUGUCUCAUAGUAAGUAAUAUGCUUGCAUCUCAACUGAAUGGGUGGGAUGCCAAACCACCAGUUCCAUCUCAAACAUUCCGAAAUAUUUCGAAACAUUUAGUUAAGUUACAUGAAGCACUUAUUGAUAUAUUUCCCAAUGAACAAAUACGAACCAUUUAUAAAAGAGUACAUGAUAAUUUCAAAGACAAGCUUAGAGAACAAUUAGUGAAGAUGAAUAUUGUAGCAAAUGGAAGUCCUCAGCAUGGUGUGGUUACAUCAGAAUUAACUUUCUACUUACAAACCCUCAAAACAUUACGGGUCAUAAAUGACAAUGAUGCAGAGGACAAUAUAUUGUAUGAUAUAUGGUUAAAUUAAGUUCAGAUAAUAUAAAUAUUCUGUAGCCAUUUAUUUUUAAAGUACUUUAUCAUUUCAACCAUAUUUAUAGUUUUAAAAAUUUACAAUGUUUGUAGCUCUGGAACAAAAGUAACUUGGUAAAGACCAAAGGAAACAUCUUUAUAAAAUUUAAUACUAAUAUGAUUAUGGAAUUGAUGUAUUUAUGUAUUGUGUAAAUAAACAUAUAAGUUUAAAUGAUAAAUGUACUUAUAAUAUUCUUAUUAUUAAUUUAAACUGUAGUUUAAGCAGGAUAUCCCUAAGAAUUUAUAAUUUCGAAACACUAUUUAAAUACUGGUCAGAUGCUUGUUGAGAAAAUUGUAGAUGGUUGCUGUAUGUAUUCCAGUUGUUAAUAAAGAAACAUCACAAAUUGCAUGUGCUUGAAUUCAUUUAUACAUAUUAUAAUGUCAUCCUGUUGGAUAUUAUAAUAUCUGGGUGAAAUAUGGUGAUCUUACUAACCGCGCGGUAAGAAUCUCCAAAAUUAGUGAAAAUUGUUUGUUAAAAACUUAUUUUACCUACUUAAUUUUAUACAAAUGUUUUAGGCAAUUAAUGGUAAUAGCCAAACUCUUAGUCUUAUUGUCAUACAUUAAUAAUUUGUCUAACAAUCAUUAAUACCUAACAAUAAUUACGUGAUUAUUAAAAUGUUAUGAUCAAGCAAUGCAAGACA